This is a messenger RNA of Meloidogyne enterolobii, 455 nucleotides long. The record is from the annotation of a GenBank genome assembly. NCBI's taxonomy places the organism in Eukaryota, Metazoa, Nematoda, Chromadorea, Rhabditida, Meloidogynidae.
AUUAUUUCUGUUGCCCCGGGGUCUUAUGCUAUAUUUAUUUCUUUAUAAUCAUGCCCUUAUUUUUUAAAUAUUCUGCCCUUUUUUUUACUAGCCCACUUGCCAUGCAUGGUCUUUUAUAUUGCCUAAGCUUUUUAUUUAGCGCGCGAGUUCCAGUUUCCCCAUUUUUUGUUAAAUUUUAAACUUGCUCUGCCAUUUUCAUGUUCCAUUCUUUUUGCCAAAUCAUCCAUUCCAUGUGCCAUAUCCAUUUUCAGCCCAAAAGCAUAUUCUCCAUUAUCAUAUGUUGUUUCCAUUUUCUGUUGUUCAUAUUCUCCAUAUUCUUUUCAUUCCAUUUUCUGCCCAAGAGCCUCAGGAUCGCCAAAGCAUCACUUCGGCAUCCGGUGCUACCAGUUGAGUGGAAUCAUGCUGGGUCCAUUCUGUCAAAUAUACCUAGGCACUAUUACCAUUAUAUUCCCUAA